AUGAAGGUCUAUUUCGUUAUCCUACUGGUCGCCUGUCUAUCUCCAACCCUGCUUGCCUUCGUGGCACGGGUUCCUUACCUUGACCGUCCUGAAUAUGGCGCCCUGCGUGCGAGGGACACGGAUGAUACCGGGGAUUCUCACAAUGCAACGAGCACGAAUGCGACGAACAAUGCAACAGACAAAGGGAAUUCGACCAGUAAAACAACCGCGACUGCAACACCAGUACCGACUCUGGAAAGCUCAAAUGUAGACGAAGCUGUCACACCUGCUCUUGGUGUCGGUGGCUUUAUCCUCCUGGCUACUGGCGCCAUUCUGGCGCUGAUUGGAGUCAGGAAUCUCUGGGUGCAAGUUUUCCUCUCUUCCGCCUUCCUAACCAGCCUAGGAGUAACAGUACUCAUCGUUUAUGUGAUGAGCCCCCCGGUCCGUGAUGCAAUCCAAGGUGCAUAUCUGGUAGCGAUAUUCUUCACAGGAAUCACAUUCGGAGCACUUGCCAUUGUUUUCAAGGAAUUAGCCGAAGGACUCGGAUGUCUACUAGGAGGUUUCUGCGUGAGCAUGUGGUUGCUUUCCACAAAAUCAGGUGGACUUAUAACGGCAACCGAUGCAAAAGCAGGAUUCAUUGGCGCAAUUUCCGUCGGGUUUUAUGCUGUUUCUUUCAGUCACUACACCCGUGAUUAUGGGCUCAUCGGCGCAACAUCAAUAGCUGGUGGUACGGCUAUCGCCUUGGGAAUCGACUGUUAUAGCAAAGCUGGUUUAAAAGAGUUUUGGCUUUACCUUUGGGCGUUGAAUGAUGAUAUCUUCCCUUUGGGGACGAACACCUACCCCGUCACUCGUUACAUGAAGGUUGAACUCGCUGUCGUCGUGAUUGUGGCUGUCAUGGGCGUCAUCUCGCAAUUAAGGUUAUGGAAAGUUGUCCGCCAGCGAAGAUUGAAAGACGAGGAGAAGCGCCAAGAAGAGCAGAGGAAGAAAGACGAAGCCGAAACCGAAGCCGCGAAACGACUCGAGGAGCAUAAUAUGAAAGAGCGAAUGGAAUGGGAAGCAAAGUAUGGCGACAAUGUAGCCUCAUCUGAAACCUCGACAGCUAUCCCCGAACUAGCAGCUGGUUCACAAACGGGCCGUACCGAUGACGGAAACUUAAAGGACGAUGUGGGUGAAAAGAAAAGUAUCUCGGACUCUGUGGUUUCUUAUCGUUGCUCUGAGUGCAGGGCACAAGGGGAUUGCGAUACAUCUACAGACGCCACCGGAGACACCAAACCCCAGAACCAAGACAAUGUCGAUGAGACAGACAGAAAUGCAGAUCCUAGCCCCGAUACUGAGGCGCCAGGUGGAGGCCUUCCCAAAUGUUUGCACAACAUGGCAGUGGCAGACGACAGGAGCUCUGGCGUGACCGCGAUCGUGGGCUCGGAAACGAUGUCCGUCUACUCAAAACGACUCUCGAUGCUAUCCAGAAAAGCGUCCGUAAAGAGCAACACGAAGUAUCUCUCAGAAUCUCAAGAAGAACUGAUAGCGCGUGACGAUUCUAUGUCUACGAUAGGUGUUGCAGAUGACGUCAACGACGUAGACUCUAAUUGCCAUACCAUUGCCGGGGACAGCCACUACCAAGCCAUGUUGGAUGAGGAGCAACCAGCAGCUCCAACGGAGAAAUGCACUUCCAGUCAAGAAGGCAACAAGAAGUGUGAACCUGAAAAUGGUGAAAGCGCAGCAAAUCUGGUAAAAGAAGAAGCACCACAGGUACUGGAAAGCCCUAAGCCGGAGGAACCGCAGGACAAGGAGGUUGCUUCCAAGGAAUGCACGUCAAAUGUGGAAACACGCCACACCGAGCGACCUGCGGUGAAAGAAAGCGGCAACGGAGAAGUUGAGAGUGGAAAGAAAGCACAAGUUGAUGCUGAAGCUCAACAUCUGGGAGACUCCAUGAAAGCGCCUGCGAUGACAGAAGAGGAUACACAAAAGGUCGAGCAGCAUUCAGACACUGUCAAGGACAAUCCACAAACGCAACAAGGCGAAGCAACUACAAGUGAAUGCAACGAGCGCGGCCAAGCAACGGAAAAGCCUACAGAAAUGGACCAAGCUAGCGAGUCCAAGAACAAGGGUAACGCUCAAGAGGCUCUACAACCGGACAAGGAAUCGACGACAGAACCAGGUGAGGGGGAGUCCGCAGAAAAGGGCCAUGAGGCCGCUAAGAAGCCAGAAGAACCCCCUUCGAGUGAAAAGCCCGAAAAGAAAAAAGAGGAACCGAAGCGAUUAAACGCAGAGACCAUUGAGCAAAUCCCAAAGCAUACAUCAAGAGUUAUCCAAGCCCACCGCAUGAAUGAGUGGGCGAAGCACCUGACGGAUGCCGAGAUCCCUGAACUGGAACCAAUUGAGCCGUUUGAAGAGCACCGAUCAAGCCCAGCUGAGCAAGAAGAGUCUGCAGCACCAGUCAAAGUGACGGAAUUACUACAAACGCCACUGAACGCGCAGCCUCCUCCAGCCGUGGAACCCCGCGUCGCACCCGGACAGGAAACAAGCGAAGAAAACUUCCCGUAUGACUCUCGAACGGGUUCACAAACAAAGAGGAGAUCAAAAUCACCGAGGCGCCUCUCCGGCUUGUCUGUUGGUUCAUCGCAUAGCCUGGCUCAGAAUUUGCCUCCCGCUGUGCAACCACAAUUGGGUAACCUUGUCACUACCUCUUCGGAAACGCUGCUCCCCAAUGCUGCUCCUGCCGAGCAGGGUUACGAGGAAAGUGAGAAAACAAAACCUCAAUGGAAAGGACCGGCACCUCUGAUUGCAGUACGCGAGGACAUGAUGCGAAAUCGACUGUCGUCGGUGUCCCUCCCAACCGAUCCCUACGCAAGACAUAGCACCGCUCAGUCAACCCUUGACUAUUCAGCGCGGUACCCCUCCACCUUCCCAAUAGCUGAAGAGGAUGACGAUGAUAUCCCCCUGUCUCAGCGCCGGACAAUGCUCCACCAACAGGGUAGCCCGAUCUCACCAAUAGACGUAGCCUCGACGCCAAAGAGGUGGAGUAGCAGUGGGGUGCCGUCGAGAGCAAACUCUCCAGCAGUUCUGGCAGCUUGGCGGGAGUCUGUCCGGGAAGAUCUCAAGGAGAAGCGCAACCCGCUCAAGCUGACCACCGGCGGCCAGUUAGCGUCACCCACACCGAUGGGACCUGGCGAGCGCAGCUCGACACCAUUCUACCAACUAGGACAGCGCAAUGUGUCGUCGCCGGGCAUGAUUGGGGACAAGAUCGCUGAAGGAAUGCAACGAGGCGACAUGAGCGAGCUGCAUCGGGAGGCCAUGCGGCGGAUGCAAGCCAAGGCCAAUAAAAGCGUCAAUCGGCUCGUAUGA
Molecule: messenger RNA, 3324 nt
Organism: Aspergillus versicolor CBS 583.65
Lineage: Eukaryota; Fungi; Ascomycota; Eurotiomycetes; Eurotiales; Aspergillaceae
Exons: 5
Coding region: 1-3324 (1107 amino acids)
Source: RefSeq, a predicted model, not a curated record